GGUAAACUGGCCUGUCCGACCCCGGGUUGUGACGGUUCUGGACAUCAAACCGGUCUCUACACUCACCAUCGAAGUCUGUCCGGCUGUCCACGUCGUCCCGACAAGUCGACGAUUCAAAUGCUCGCACUGCAGCAGGAUACCGUACUCCGAUGUACGACCCCGGGAUGUACCGGCAAAGGACAUGUGAAUAGUAAUCGUACAUCGCAUAGAAGCUUGUCUGGUUGUCCGAUAGCUUAUCAGCAAAAAUUAAGCCGGAAAGGUGUCAAG
Molecule: messenger RNA, 267 nt
Organism: Cylicocyclus nassatus
Lineage: Eukaryota; Metazoa; Nematoda; Chromadorea; Rhabditida; Strongylidae
Source: the annotation of a GenBank genome assembly